AUGGAAAUUACUAAAUUUAAAAAAGAUCUUGUAAAAUUAACGAAUAACAAUGUUAUCGAAAUUUUGAAAAGACAGGAACUAAAUCUAGACGAAAAUGAUUUAGAAAUAUUGAAAAAAUCAAAAAUAUCCGGAGCUAGUUUGUUGUCAUUCCAAAAUGAAGAUUUUUAUAAAGAUGGUUUGGCGACAGGUCCAACACUAGCAAUUAUGAAUUUCAUACAUAAAUUAAAAAAAGAAAAAACUGAAGUUACUGUUGAAUUUUUAUAA
Messenger RNA from Funneliformis caledonium, 264 nucleotides. The record is from the annotation of a GenBank genome assembly. Lineage: Eukaryota; Fungi; Glomeromycota; Glomeromycetes; Glomerales; Glomeraceae.